AUGGAAUCGGACCUCAAGACUGAGAUUGAGAGGUGGCUUGAGGUGGUUUAUCAAUCAAGCGAAAACUCCUUAGAGGCCCAUGCAAAAGACGACCGUCCAGAUGCCAAGCGACAGCAAGAGGACGACUCAUCAGACAGCGAUACCUCGGACGCACAGCAGCCCGCUAAGAAACAGAAGCUUCAUGAUCAGCUCCCUUCGCCUGAAAACUCAUUCAGCAGGUUAGACUUGAUGGCUCCCCAAACACCAACCGUGAAGCGCAAGGGCAUCACUGACAACAACGACGACGAUGAUGAUCCCACGCCAAGAGCAAGCAAGAGCAAUCCCCCACUUACUGCAUCGAACUCAAGAAAGCAGCAAUCUAACAAGUCGCCAUCGAAGAAAUACAAGAAGAGCGGAAGCAGAUCGCACACCGAGAGUGAAACUAGUGCUGACUCUAGUCGCUCAGCGGCCGUAAAGCUAUUUCCUAUCUAUGGUAUUGGCAGCCAUGCUCUACUUUCGGAAGUAAUGAAAUUGGAUGCGGCUGGUAUGCCUGAGGAGUUGGCCGACAUGUAUCUGGAUCUCUAUCAGAUUAGCAACAACCAGAACUUUCUUCCCAGGCAUUGGAAGGCUGCAAUCAAGGCGAGAGCUCUCAAAGACCCGCACUUCAAAGUUCUGGGAGACUUUUCGUAUCUGCCUCUGAACGAUAGCCUUGAACAUCCCUCCCCGGAGUCAGAGAGGCUCUUCUUGUCGUUGUUGGAUUCUAUUGACCACAUUGCCGCCGAAACAGCACGAUGUUGCAACUCUUUCGACGAGCUGGCCUGCAACAACCUCGUCCAUACGCCGAUCCUCGCCGCAGUAUUCAACCAAAGGCUCUGGCCUGGCGAUGCAAUGCUGAAAUGCUCCCCACUGAUGACAGCCCCUGUGACAGCGACGCAGCAUAUGUUUGAGCAUUCAUCUGCCAAAGUAGACUACGUUGUUCACAUUCAGCCGCCCGUCAAGACACAUGCAUCCAUACGCAAGCUAUAUGACUCGACGAGUGAAAAGUCUGUCAACCAUACAGCAUUUCAUCCCAUGCGACAAUCACCCAUUUGUCUGAGCAUCGAAACGAAACGAUACAGUGGGGAUUCAGAAAGAGCUCAUGCGCAGACAAUUUGGACCGAAGGCCCCUUGGGAUCGACUAUGUCAAGCUUGGGUGUAUUGAAAGUCAUGGGAGCGUUGAAUCGACUGCGGCAGUGGAUCAUCGAUGUCUACUGGCCUUGGUACGAGAAGUAUGUCCUCAAGAUUGGGCUGGUGGAGUUGGAGGUUCCAACCCAAGCCCAAGCCCAGGUCCAGCCCCAGCUUCUGUCGCAAGCUCCGUCCGAGUUGCGGGCCCAGGUGGAAGGAGAGGCGGAAGGAGAUGUUGAGAUGGACAGUGAAACUGCUCGUUCAGAAGUCUUUGGAUUGUCUUGCCAGCUGUUUGGAGAUGACCCUGGUAUAUGA
This is a messenger RNA of Fusarium poae, 1458 nucleotides long. RefSeq lists its product as uncharacterized. Bases 1 to 1458 code for a protein of 485 amino acids. The record is from RefSeq and is a predicted model, not a curated record. The transcript is spliced from 4 exons. NCBI's taxonomy places the organism in Eukaryota, Fungi, Ascomycota, Sordariomycetes, Hypocreales, Nectriaceae.